Messenger RNA from Suhomyces tanzawaensis NRRL Y-17324, 4128 nucleotides. RefSeq lists its product as uncharacterized. Lineage: Eukaryota; Fungi; Ascomycota; Pichiomycetes; Serinales; Debaryomycetaceae. The transcript has a single exon. The coding region runs from base 1 to 4128 and encodes 1375 amino acids. The record is from RefSeq and is a predicted model, not a curated record.
AUGAGUGUUCCACGUCCGCUAACGGAUCUGGAAAAACUCGCGAUCCUCGACCACCACACCUAUCAUUCAACCGUCAACUUCUCCCACACUGUUAGCAGAACAUUGCACACAUUCAGUCCCGAGAUCCCCAAUCUCUCCGAAGCUUCCAUUGAUUUCAUUAACAAGAUCAAUGAAGAGGGCAUCCGAAAGAGAACGCGCCAUGAAAUAGCCGCACGCACCUUGGCUGACUACAACUUGUGGUUGCUAAUUGGCACACAGGGCCACAAAGAAGAUAUGGCUAAGAGGAUCUAUUCCAGAUUUAACUCGAUGUUCGAGGUAGAUGUGGAACCGAAUCUGUUGGCAAGGUACGAAAGAAUCACUCGAGGUUUCAACUUAGCAUUUACUGGUGAGCCAAUAACUUUGAAGGCGGAGCUAGACAAGAUCGUCUCGUUGUCGAAGGAGUAUUCUCCCAAUUGCAUUUAUUUCUUCAACGAGGUCAACUUGAAGCAGCAGGAGAACAUUUUCACGUUCUCGUUGGCAGGGAACCUCAGCAACUCCGAUUUUCUCGAUCCCUUGGUCAUAACGAACUUGCCCAACGAGAAGUUUAACUACUACCCGACGGGCCUAUUAAACUCGUACCAAUUCGAAAACUACUUGAGGCGGAUCAACAUGCAAUUAAAACUGAACAACCGUCACAUCGUCUUGAUCUGCAGAAAUAACGUUUUCUUGGAUCCAAAACUGUUCUCAAAUAUCAAAAUUCAUUUCAUCAACUUGAAACACGACAAGCACUAUUCGCGUCGAAACUAUCUCAAGCUUCCUGACGAGUACGGAUUGAGCCAUUGGUUGAAAUUCAAUUUGACAGACAAGCUCUUCCAACUCAGUAACUUCACCGAACCAUCUUUGAUCGUGAGCUCGUUGUGUCUCUCAUAUCACCAAUGCAUUACAAAAUUAUUAAACAUUCCAAUCUAUCACAAGUUUGUCCAGUUGAAUAUAAACCGUUCAGAGUUUUUGGGCCCCUUUAACAAGAAUUCCAGACUUGAUAAAGAGUAUAUGGUUGUGUCUGAUAUCUACGUAGUGAAAAACGAAAAAUACGAUCGGAUCCCAACCAACUACUACAACAACAUAUUCAAGUCAGUGGACUACAACUAUGCAAGCAAGGACAUUUACUAUAUUCUCCAGGAAUUACGGAACUUUGGAUCGAUGAGCUUUACAUGUGAGACUACUAUGGAGGAAAUUUCUCAGUUUAUUGACAAGAAAUUAAUGCCAUUUAUUGCCAGCAAUCGAAAAUCAUCGUUAUCGUAUUUCAACGCGUUCUUCUCUGAACUUAUGGACAAAGAGAAGGGAAAGGAACUGCCCCCAUAUAAAGAGCCUACCAGAAGACUUUUUUCUAUACCGCUAGAUCAUUGGGUAUCAUUCAAGGUUAUUUUGGAUAUCGACAAUGCCAUGAGAGACGAACGACAGAUGAAUUUGUCCAAUGACGGAUAUGUGGAAGAUAAUUUAUUUCCAAAGGAUGACAGUAUAGUGAUUAAGAACUCAGGUACUUCAUAUUCAGGCAAGACAAAUGAAAUUUCUAGCUUGGAGAACGGUGAAUCGGCCAGAGUACAACCUCCAGCAGAAAAAGAGAGUUUGGCCCAGGCCACGAAAACAAUUGCUCAGAUUAAUUUAGUUGAUAAUGUGAGUUCCAACAACACAAAACCAUUGAAUAAUGUGCCAGUGGUCAUCACAGAUAAUUUAGCGGUAGUUGAAAAAGCUCCACCAACUAAUUUGCGUAUUAAUUUGCCAGCGGUUACAAAAGCCCCUCCAAUUAACUUGCCUCCGAUUAAUUUGCCAGAGGUUACAAAAGCUCCACCAAUUGAUUUGCCUUCAAUUAAUUUGCCAUCGAUUGCAAAAACUCUACCAAUUAAUGUGCCAGUACAUCCACCUAUACAAGAGGCAGCUUCUGAUACAAAUAUUCCCGAUCCCAGUCCAAUUGAACAUAGGCCUAUCAAGGAUAGAUCUUCAAUUUCACCCAAUAAAUUCUUCAACAAGGUGCCCUCUCCACCCAUUGCAAGCACACUGCCCAAAAUUGGAACAGUCAUUCCAACAACAAGCUAUUCAAAAAUUUCUGCAUUACCGUUGCCACUUCCAUCAAUAUCACCAGCAGUGGCCCAUCCACGGACCAGAAUUAUUGCGAAACAGGAACGUUCUAGUCCCGUGAAAAAACGGAAAACUACAGUACCACCCAUUCCCACAGUGAAAAAGUCCAAAAUCUUGGAGGUUUUGCAAAAGGAUAAGCUAUCGUUCGUUGGUGCUGGAGAUGGUCCUAUUUUUUCUGACGAUUCUGAAGAUUCUGAUAACUCGUUUGAUCCAACUAGGAACGAAAGAAUUAAAAUUAGGAACGAGAAUAAUCGGCCGAUGGUCCCUUCUGGUCUUAGCAAUACUAUUAUUUUCUCGGAUAGAUCCAAUACUUCGAUACAGUCCAGAAGUAACUCCAAAAAAUCCUUGGUUGAGAAUAGCGAUACUGGUACAAAUCCAAACCCUGAAGAGUCUGGAGCAGGUGGGAGUGAUGUUAAUGCUACACUCAACCGUCCCGAAUAUGCCCUGGAUUCAGAUAUUGCGGAAGAUAUAGCCAGAAUUUCUUCCAGUAGCUCCGAAUCUGAUGCUGAGUCGGAUGCUGACUAUGAGAGUGCAGAUGAAGGAAGCGUCUACCACAGCCCAGGUGAAGGCGCUCGUAUUGAGAGCCUUUUAAGUGACCUGGACUCCUCUGGCCAUGAUAUCAGUAAGCCAAUUGUGGUUGUGGAGAGUAUUCCAACUAGAAAGGAAAAGGUAGCUUCAACAAAUAACUCAAUUACCCUGCGUGGACUAGACACUAAUUCAAGCCAACCUAGAAGGGUUUCUUUGAUAUCAGAAGUGACCCAAAUCUCUGACAAUUCGGAUACUGAUUCUGAAGAUGACAAUGGGCCGGAAAGAAGAAAUCAUCUAGCUCCGGUUAUUGGCACUACCGUUGAAAUUAUUCCAGAUACUGAGUCAAUCGUUAUCACUAAAGACUCGAACUUGCAUGACAUUGUUAUGGCUAGUUCUAGCGACCAGGAUUCCGAAAUGAUGGACAGCGUAGAUGAAUUGGAUGAAAGAUUUCCGGUAUCUCAAAAAAGGAUGAUGAUUAAUACCCCUACAAAACAGGUUUCGACGAUCACUGAGACCCAUGAAAAUGGAGAGGAUGUCCCAAGCUCUGCAAAUCAGGCUAAUCGUUCUCAUACCGUCACAGCUGGUUCUCAAUCUUCUGAAUCUGCCAGCGAGGCUAGUAGCGACCUGGGUUCAGAUUCACACUCUUCUGCCUCUGAGACUGCCCCAAAACCUGCAACUCGGACAGUAGAGGAAGACCACGAUAUGGCCAGCAAGCGGAGUAAUAUUGCUCCUAAUUCAGUGCCCUCGAAAUUUGCAACUCAAAGAGUGGAGUUGUGGAGCGAGCUGGGCCUGGACUCCGACACUAUUAAGUCAGAAAAUACACCGAAGUCAGCACCUCAGGCACCAAUGCCAAUCAGAAAUUCCAAAACCGUUCUGGGUGUCCUCUCGAAAGGUUCAACUCAAACUCAUACAGUAGAGUUGUGGAGCGAGCUGGCCACAGACUCAGACUCAUCUAAAUCAGAGAAGUCAUUAAAGUCAGGAACGCAGGUAUCAAGGCCAAUCAGCAAUUCCGACACUGUUCUGCCAAAAUCAAACUCUUCCGAAUCACUGUUAGGAAAAACCUACAACGCGGAUAACCAGACCCAUGCUCUGUCCAGUCGGGAAUCUCUGCAUUCCCCUACCAACAAUAGCAAAUCCCAUGGUCAAAAUCCCAGUGAGUCACCACAUCGACUUGUAUCGCUCAAAGAUAUCAGAAAACCCGUAACAACAAAAGAGGACAUUCCGAAGCCUGAAAUCCGCCGCCCUGGCAUGGUGAAGAAGAACGCUUUCAAGGGAAGAAAUGAAUUCAGUUCAUCCGAGUCCGAAAGUAGCUCGGACGAUCUGUCCUCGGAGGAGGAUGAACCUCCAAAAGCUUCGCAGCCAACCAUAGUUCCAGUCAAGAAAAAUGUUUUGUUCAAGCUUCAUGUACCCAAAAUCGUGAGCCCCAAGAAAUACAAGAAUGGAGGACAACUGGGCUUGCCAAAACGGACAUUGAAAAAGAAGUAA